This is a messenger RNA of Gossypium arboreum, 525 nucleotides long. RefSeq lists its product as uncharacterized. The transcript has a single exon. Gene Ontology annotation, molecular function: zinc ion binding. NCBI's taxonomy places the organism in Eukaryota, Viridiplantae, Streptophyta, Magnoliopsida, Malvales, Malvaceae. The record is from RefSeq and is a predicted model, not a curated record. Bases 1 to 525 code for a protein of 174 amino acids.
AUGGGUCAGCAACAAGUCAACCAGAUGGAAGCGGGACACGUGUUUGUCGAAUAUGCCAGGGAUGCAAUGGUUGCAAACCAUCGAAUGGCGAGGUCGAUAAAUGUAGAAGUAUAUUCACGACGUCUUGAAAUGUUUCGGGUUACAAAGACCAUCGAUCGUUGGCUCGAUAUACCACCUAGGUCCUAUGGAGUUGAUCGCCGAAAUAGACGGUGCGAUUGUAGGAGGUUCCAAACACUUCAUUAUUCAUGUGCGCAUGUCGUGGUAGCUUUUACUAAAGUUUCACUAAAUGUUGAACAAUUUAUCGAUGAUGUGUAUACCUUCGAGUACAAGUUGCAUGUCUGGAAGAACGAGUUCCCUAUCCUGCCUAACCUGUCUACAUGGGAGGUGCCUCUAACGACUUUCGAGCUUGUCCCAAACAAAAGGUUGCAUAAGAAUCCAAAAGGUCAUCCGCAAUCAUCCAGAAUCCAUAAUGAAAUGGAAAUUAGGGAGAAAUCUGACGGGAAGCGUUGUGGAUUAUGUAGAUGA